Molecule: messenger RNA, 4476 nt
Organism: Trichomycterus rosablanca
Lineage: Eukaryota; Metazoa; Chordata; Actinopteri; Siluriformes; Trichomycteridae
Gene: plekha7b
Product: pleckstrin homology domain containing, family A member 7b
Exons: 26
Coding region: 76-3879 (1267 amino acids)
Molecular function (GO): protein binding
Source: RefSeq, a predicted model, not a curated record
ACCCUGCAGCUCACCGUGAAUGAGCGGACAUUCGCAGACAAGAUGAACUGGUUUUAUUGACGAGCGUUAAACAGGAUGGGUAAGCGUGUAGUCUCAAAGCAAGCAACCGGGAAAAGCAGAGCUCAGGGCGGAGGUGGCUCAGGGUCUAGUGCCAGCAUGGGCAUCUGCUGCGGUUGCCUGCCCUUUCAGAGCACCAUGCAGGAUGCUGAAAAGGAGGAGGUUCGUGUUCACUUGGAGGCUAUUAGUGAGGAAGUGGAUGAGACCACGGUGGAGGAAAGCCACAAUCAGAGGACCACUGCGUUCCGGCACCCCGUAACGGGCCAGAUAUCUCCGGAUAACAUAGAGUUCAUUGUGCAGGAACAAACAAAUUCUCACAUGUCAAAUCAGGCACCAGAGUUGAGGCAUUCCAGCAUGGUCAGUGAGUCCUCCAUGGCCGUCACUUCAUCCACUGUGGACUCUACCUCAGGACUAAAGACCUCAAGAUCCAGUGGAAAGAUGCACAGCUUCGGCAAGAGGGAUCAUGCUAUUAAGAGGAACCCGAACCUCCCUGUAGUGGUGAGGGGAUGGCUUUACAAACAGGACAGCUCAGGAAUGAGGCUUUGGAAAAGGAAGUGGUUCGUUUUGUCAGAUUAUUGCCUUUUUUACUACAAAGACAGUAGAGAGGAGACAGUACUGGGCAGCAUUCCUCUGCCCAGCUAUGUAAUUGCACCAGUGGAGCCAGAAGACCAUAUUAGCCGCAAGUAUGCCUUUAAGGCGAGUCACACUGGCAUGCGCUCAUACAUUUACAGUAAGAACUCUGUGAUUGGCUCGCAGGCCGAGCACAGCGGCAUGAGGACGUACUUCUUCAGCGCCGACACGCAUGAGGACAUGAACGGUUGGAUCCGCGCAAUGAACCAGGCCGCGCUCAUGCAGAGUCACAGCUUGAAGAGAGAAACUUCCAAAACUGAGCAGCAGGCCGUACCCCAGACCAAUCACAUCAGUGGAAGCAGUAAAAGCUCCUCCCACGCAGAAGGACUUCACCAGUUGGUGGAAGUGACAGAUCACACACCCAGGCUUGAGCAGGAAGUAGAGGUUCAGGUCAAAGCACCCUACACAAGCGAUGGAGACACAAACGGCCUUUCUCUGGAAUCCAGAGCUCCGUCCAGAGCCUCGUCUGCUGUGGCUGCGCAGAGGAACGGCCUGCACCCUGAGCAGAACGGCAGUGCUGUGUAUCAGAGGGGGGUCGUGUCUCGCAUGGACACUGAGAAACAUGUGCAGAGGAAGACUGCACUGGCUCAAGUGGAACACUGGGUCAAAGUUCAAAAAGGAGAUCCUAAAAGCCAAACCUCUUUGGAGUAUUCGCUUCCUAAGCGUACCCCUCCCCUCCAACCCAAGCUGAUCAUGACAGAAUCCUACCAGUCGUUGCCAAAAACCGUCCGACGACCAUCAGGCGGUUCUCCCCCUGUAACCCGCGAUCUGCCCAGCGACUACAAGUACGCUCACGACCGCCUCAGUCACUUUCGCAUGUCCACAGACGAGCGAAUGGCUGCCAAGGAGGGCACCGUGUGGCAGCUUUACGAAUGGCAGCAGAGGCAACGCUUCCGUCAAGGUGGGCCACCGGGUCCCGUUUUCACCAUGCCCGACUACGUGGAUGCAUCAUCCUUUAGGAUGAUGUUGGAGGUGCCACGCUCUGUAUCUGUGCCCCCUUCACCUUGCGAUGUUCCCUCCUCAAAGCUGGCGUCACCCCGCAGGCCCCACACUCCAGCAGACAGAGUGACAGUGCGCCCUAAGGACGAGAUGCCAAGCAUGGACAUAUCACGCUCUGCCUCACCCAGGGCAGUUUCAAAGGCAGUCCAACUAGACAGACGAUCGAUGCCAACUAUGGGUUACAUCACACAUACUGUGAGUGCACCAAGCUUACAUGGAAAAACGCCAGAGGAGCUGACGCUGCUCCUCUUCCAGCUCAGGAGACACCAGGCCAAGAUGGCCGACGCGUUCGCUCACCUGCACGACAACGGCCUCUCAGGUCCCGGCUUGCAGGCAGAUGAUACUUACAUGCAGCUAAAGAAGGACCUGGAGUAUCUCGAUCUAAAGGUCACUGGGCGGGACGUGCUCAAAGACAGACCUCCUCGGCCAGUAAAAAUAGCCGAAAGCGACGUUGAUGUAAAGCUGAGCAGAUUAUGUGAACAAGACAAAAUUCUUCAGGAGCUGGAGACCCGGAUACGCACACUCAAAGAGGACAAGGAUAAGCUAGAGUCUGUUCUGGACGUGUCCCAUCAGCAGAUGGAGCAGUAUAGAGACCAGCCAUCCCACGCUGAGAAAAUCGCCUACCAGCAGAGGCUGCUGCAGGAGGACGUCGUGCACAUCCGGGCUGAGAUUUCCCAAGUGUCCACAGAGAUGGAGAAUGCGUGGAGAGAGUACAGCAGGCUGGAAGCAGACGUAGAGAGACUGCACUCGGCACUUCAAGAGCAAAUGCAUCGCAGCAGCUUCUCCCAGCAGGAGAAAGUCCAGCUGAGAAAAGAGCUUUGGCGGAUUGAAGACGUGAUGGCAGGACUGAGCUCAAGCAAAGCCAACUACAAAGUGACCGUCAACUCUGUUCAGAACCCAGGUGAGCGCGGGUCAGCACCCGCCAUCGCCCCCACGCAUCAGAGUCGCACUCGAGAGAGGAAACUUGUGCCUUCGGCGUUGUCUCCAUCUGUGCCUUCUCUUUCGGUCGAGGAGCCGACGGCUCAGUCGAGUCCUCAGCUCAGCCCUUUGCACCAGAAUGUUCAGUCUUUUCACCUUGCCCAAACUCACAGCAAGCCUAAAAAGACUGAAGAGGAUGCUCCACCGAGACCUCCCCUUCCCCACCUCUACAGUCCAGAGGAACAGCCUCCAGCUGUCCCACCCCUUCCCAAAGAAACCUCUGUCAUCCGUCACACUUCUGUCCGUGGCCUCAAACGCCAAUCCGAUGAGCGCAAACGGGAUCGAGAGAUCGGAUAUUACACCAAUGGUGACAACAAGGUAGAACUGCGGACGUUCCUCAGUGAACCUGAACUGCUCGGAGUCACAGGACAAAUGAGUGGUCUGGGCCAAGAUGGAGGCUACCAGACCUUACCAAGCAGAGGUUUGGCAAGCUCUUCCACCAGAAUCAAUCAAUCCACAACCAUCUCGUCAUAUGUCACCCUCAGAAGAGGAGCCAACUCGUCCAGUACGAAGGAGAGACCAAAGAGUGCCUUGGAGCGCCUGUACUCGUCCGAAUCAUUGCCACAGCAGCGAGGCCGCAUGAGUGCCGAAGAGCAGCUGGAGAGGAUGAAGCGCCACCAGAAGGCUCUGGUGCGCGAGCGCAAGCGAACCCUCAGCCAGGGAGAGCGCCAGGCCUCUUCGUCCCACGCUCCUUCCUCUUUCUCGCGGCCAGUGUCUGCAGACUUGGGAUCAUGGAGACGCGAGCAGGAGUUUGAUAUGCAGCUGCUGGACCGUGCCCUACAGGGUGAGGAAAGGCCGCCUGAGCGCAAGGAAAGACAGCGCUCGCAUUCAGACGAGUGGCUCACCCUGCACUCAAACUCUUCCCGAGAGCGUGAUCUUGAGCCUCUUGAUUAUCAGCUGGACCUCAGCAGAGAGCUGUCUAUGCCCGAGAAGGUGGCCAUCCCAGAGCGUUAUUUAGAAUUUGAGCUUGAGGAGCCACUCAGUCCUCAGGAGAUGGAGGCACGCUACCAGAAAGUGGAGCGCAUUAAGAACAUUCUGGCCAAGUCAAGUGUACAGAAUAUGCCUGGAGGCACAACCCUGGAUAAGCCGGUGCUGUCGGACAUGGACUCGGCUCUCCAGGAUCAAGAGAGGAUCAUCACCAUGUCGUACGCUCUGGCCUCCGAGGCCUCGCUCAAGAGCAAGCAGGUGGCAGCCAAAGCCGCGUCGGGUCACUGAGGUGCUAUCCCACUUGCUCCCUGCAGUCGUAAAGGCAGACAAAGUACAGACCGUCCAUCCCUGUCCGUCGUCUGCGUUUUUUCUUUCACAAGACCUUAGCGUGCUUUCGGACUGGCGUUUGUAUCAGUGGACGAAACAAACAUCGCAGAAGAGACAUUUUGCUCCGGAAACUGCACAUCCGUCCUAAUGCUAAUCGAGCGAUAGAAAACUUACUUCACCUGUUUUGCACUUUUGACAUACACUGCAUCGUAGAGCAAAUACAGAAAUGUUAUUUUAAUCAUCCAGGCUUUUCAAGAUGCUAUUGAUGACAGAGAGAAGAGAGAAGUAUUAUGCAUAGAGAAGAUCAGUACAGAUGUAGGAUCAUAUUUUUGUUGACUGAGAUGCUAUUCUUACACCAAAUCACUUGAAAUGUUAUUUUUGUGUAUCUACCACUGCCACUUUCCUGUUAGCUUGCUAAAUGUGCUUUAUUUUUCGCCGACACUGAUCAGGAGGAAGGAAUCUAACGUUUAACAAUAUUUUCAGACAAUUUGUGGGAAGACCAUGGCAUACUUUUUUGUAAUGAAAGAAAAUGUAAAUAUUAAAGAUAUUAACAAAUGA